Molecule: messenger RNA, 1479 nt
Organism: Williopsis jadinii
Lineage: Eukaryota; Fungi; Ascomycota; Saccharomycetes; Phaffomycetales; Wickerhamomycetaceae
Gene: GAS3
Product: putative 1,3-beta-glucanosyltransferase
Exons: 1
Coding region: 1-1479 (492 amino acids)
Biological process (GO): fungal-type cell wall (1->3)-beta-D-glucan biosynthetic process
Cellular component (GO): cytoplasm; fungal-type cell wall
Source: RefSeq, a predicted model, not a curated record
AUGUUGCCGUUGAAGUCCCUCGUUGCUAUUGCCUGUGUGCUUUGUGUGCCAGUUGUUGAUGCUCUUAUUCCCAUCCAAGUGAAGGGGAAGAGAUUCUUGCAGCCAAACACUGAUGCCACUGUCCAAGGAAAGGCGUAUUUUGCCACUGGUAUUGACUACUUGAUUGGCGGAGCCUCUGGCUACGAGUCGGACUCUGGUGUUGAUGCGCUCUCGGACCCAGAGACGUGCUACAGAGACGCAUAUGUCUUUCAACAGUUGGGUAUCAAUACCGUCAGAAUCUAUUCGCUCAAUCCAGAUUUGGAUCACGACGAGUGUAUGACCAUAUUGAACAACGCUGGUAUCUACGUGUUGCUCGACGUGAACUCUGGUGAAUACGGCCAGCAUUUGAACAGGGCGGAACCAUGGUCCACUUAUAAUGCCCAGUACUUGACACAUGUGUUCACCUUCAUCGAGGCGUUCAAGAACUAUCCGAACGUGUUGGGCUUCUUUAGUGGUAACGAGAUCAUUAACGAUCAGAACGACUAUGCAAGCAUCACACCGAAGUAUGUUAGAGCCGUCCAAAGAGAUAUGAAGCAGUACAUUGCCAAACACUCAAACAGAACCAUCCCAGUCGGUUACUCCGCCGCGGAUGGUGUGGACUUGAGAAGAGCAACCCUUGAGUACAUGCAGUGUCACAUCGACGGUGAUGACGAUGACAUGUCAAGAUCUGAUUUCUUCGGGUUGAACUCUUAUGAAUGGUGUUCUGGUCAAUCCGAUUGGCAAACUUCUGGUUAUGAGAAGUUGAACUCUACAUUGGCAAACACCACAAUCCCACUGAUCUUUUCAGAAUUUGGCUGUAAUACACACAGCCCAAGAACCUUUGAUGAGAUCGGUGAUGGUCUUUUUGGUGGCUUGGUCAACACAUUCUCGGGUGGAUUGGUGUACGAGUACUCACAAGAAGCGUCCGAUUACGGUGUUGUUGAAGUCAGCUCUAACGGUGAUAUCAGUUAUUUGGAAGACUUCCCAUACUUGCAAGAGCAAUACCAAAACGCCACAAUCCCAACCAUCUAUGAGGAUGAUAUUGAAGAUACCGAGGCACCAGAGUGUGAUGCGGAUAGAAUCACCGCCAUCUAUUCUGAUUUCGGUGCAGAUUUCGAUUUACCAGAACUUGAUGAGAUCAAGCAGUUGAUCGAGUACGGUGUCAACGCCUCUAGAGUUGGCGAGAUAUUGUCGGAUGUCAGUGCACGCUCCUCCAACUAUACCAUAUACAAUACUGGGAGUGCUGUCGUUGACGAUGCCACCGUUACCUUCUCAAGUGAAUACGAAGUGAACACUCAAUCAGGUGUAACCACUGCCACUUCAAAGGCACAACCUACGUCUACGGCCACAGCCUCAAGUGCUGCUUCAUCCAGCUCCUCAAAGGAUGCAGCCAUUUCCUUACCAAUACCAGGCACUACACUAUCAGUGUUAUUCUUUACUCUGAUUUCUUAUAUCAUUUGA